AUUUUCCUGGCGCGCCAUGCGCGUUUUCACUGUCUCCGGCCACGUUCUCGUGGACUUGGCAGAGAGAGAGGACUUCAGGGGACGCCCCACGCGGGCCUUGAAGGAGCACUGCAAGACUGUGAAUGGUGUGUCCAUCUACAGGCAGAGGCUCCUGCUGCACGAUCGAGACCUCGACGACGACGAAGUGCUAGCGCUGACGGCGCUGACUGCAGAUUUUCAGCUGCUGGUGCUGCCCUUCCACCAUGAUCCAAGCGAUCUUCAGGCCUUCCGUGCGGCAGUGCAGUGGGGCGACGCGCUGCAGGUGGAAUCGCUGCUGCGAAGGGCCAUCGAUCCCAAUCUUCCAGGCACGACGUCGUGUCAAGUCGCCGCCUUCCACGGCCAUGGCGACGUGCUGCGGAUCCUGUUGGCCGCCCAGGCUGAGCCCAACGCGGCGGAUGCCGAGGGCAAAACGGCGCUGCUCGUGGCAUCGAACAAGGGCUAUGUGGAACUUGUGCGUUCCCUCCUCGACGCCGACGCAGAUGCGAACCAAGCAAAUUGCAACGACAACACGCCGCUGUGGGUGGCAUCAUGGAAGGGCCACCUCGAAGUGGUUCGGUUAUUGCUGAAAGGGCGAGCAGAUCAGAACAAGGUGAAUCACAAUGUGGAAUCCGCUCUUUGGGUCGCCUCGGACAACGGCCAUGCGGAUGUGGUGCAGCUGCUGAUCAAGUGGAAAGCGCAGGUGGAUUCCUGUGAUCACCAGAAGACCAGUCCAUUGUGGGUCGCUGCGUGGAAAGGCCACGUGGACAUUGUGGUCGUCUUGUUACGAUCCAAGAAGGAUCCGCACCUGACGGAUCACGCCCAGGGCGCCACGCCCCUGUGGGUAGCGUCAAAACAUGGUAGGGUGGAGGUGGUGCGCUGCUUGAUGAAAGCAAAGGGAAAUCCUGACAAGGCCAACCGCGAGGGACGCUCGCCUCUGUGGGUGGCGUCGUAUUGGGGCCACCUCCAUGUGCUUCUGCUCCUGUUGCUGCAACGUCUUCAUGGCAACCUUCGGAACGUGGUUGGAGAUUGUUUGUGCUGAACGUCUCAGUUGCCGUCCACGUCUCGCUUUCGAAAA
Molecule: messenger RNA, 1093 nt
Organism: Cladocopium goreaui
Lineage: Eukaryota; Dinophyceae; Suessiales; Symbiodiniaceae
Source: the annotation of a GenBank genome assembly